Molecule: messenger RNA, 408 nt
Organism: Fusarium oxysporum Fo47
Lineage: Eukaryota; Fungi; Ascomycota; Sordariomycetes; Hypocreales; Nectriaceae
Exons: 2
Coding region: 1-408 (135 amino acids)
Source: RefSeq, a predicted model, not a curated record
AUGACCGUAAAGUUCACAAAACCCCCUUCGUCUAUUUUCUCAAGACCUGAAAAGCCAGCACCCCGUACUCGUGCUUCAACUGGCUCUGGAGAAAGCAAUAAUGGAGCGGUCUACCUCCUUUACCACCCAAACAGCAGCAUCGAAGUUCAAGACCACUCUGAUGGAGAGGAACUUGCGCCCGAGGCCAAAGAUCAUGUUCCUGGACGGCUUCACCCGCGCUGCAAUGAGGGGUUUUUACUCGCCAAGAUUGCGGACAAUCUCAAAGAGUUGGGAAAGUUCAACAAGGAGUUCCGCUUUCUUCCCAUCACCAAAACCGCCAGCAAGAUCCAUUGCGCUCAACUCUUUGAGAACAAUGAACACGGGCUCACUAUUGGACCUGCUCUUGCUAUGGUGAAACGGGCUGCCUAG